Messenger RNA from Rhopilema esculentum, 1494 nucleotides. RefSeq lists its product as uncharacterized. Gene Ontology annotation, cellular component: spindle midzone; chromosome, centromeric region; chromosome passenger complex. The record is from RefSeq and is a predicted model, not a curated record. NCBI's taxonomy places the organism in Eukaryota, Metazoa, Cnidaria, Scyphozoa, Rhizostomeae, Rhizostomatidae. Gene Ontology annotation, biological process: mitotic sister chromatid segregation.
GUACAUUCAAAUAUUUUCAAAAGUGGCGGGAGGAGGCAUUGGUUUGUAAAAUUUGAUACUGAUCGUACAAAUUUAUGAAAUAAUAAACAAAUAAAAGAUGCCUCACAAAAAAAGAACCAGAAAUGGAAGACCUAAAGGCCAGCUGAAAACAAAAGAGCGAGAUGAUUUGAGCGAUGUGUCAAUGUGCAGUAUGACAUCAGAAGCACCGAUGUCCAAGGAUGAAAUAAUGACUCGUUUGUUGGAAGAAUUUCAGUUUGCCGUGCAAAGCAGAAUUGCUCAAAUUAGAGCAACAAUGAAAAAGGCAAUAACAGAUCAAAGGAACCUUCUCAAAAUGGAGCUUCUUAAAAUCCCAAAGGACAUCAGGAAGAUGAAAGUCUCUGAAUUCUUAAGUGCAGGGGGUGACAUGGACGAACUUGUAUUAAAUGCGGCAGAUCCUGUUGAUGAAAAUGACCCCCCUGAUAGCCAUGACAAUAUCAUUGCAGCUGUUCAGCAAACUGCUACUACUGCAAAGAAAACAGCUAGAAAACCACGAGUCGCAAAAACUCCCAUGGCAGCACCAGCAGUCCCACAGACAGGUGGCAGAUCAACAAGGGGAGCCAAAGCGCGUGCGUUAGCUGUAAUGAAAACACAACACAACGACAUGGUGACGCCAGCGAGAGGGAUACCAAACAUUGCAUUUAUUACACCGAAAGUUCCACCAAGCAGCGCUUGCAUGACUACGGGAAGAAAGCCGAAAAAAGGAGGAGAACUAUUAUAUUCUCUGGCUGGAUCUCCGGUUCAAGGCCUUCCCACAAAGAAUGACUUGGUUAACUUCACGGUAAAAGAUGGACUGAAAUUUGAUGUAUCUGGUGCGAUAUUAGAUAUGAGUCCAAAGACACUGGCGACGCAUGCAGACCAACUUAGCAAAAUCAAGACUUUCGUUGAAUCAAAGCUGCAGCAGAUAGAAAAAACAGCUGUAACAUCGACUGCGAAGAAGACAUCAGGAAAAAGUAAAUAGACUUCAAUCGGACAAUUUUUCAUCUGAGGUUCAUCAGCAAUCUCUAUUUAUGGUACCACUUAUGGUGCUUCUCAAGAUUUUGUAAUUAGUAUAACUCUACAUAGAAUAGAGUCUGCAUUUAGCAAGGAUUGUGACGUAAAUUUUAGUUUUAUUAGGAUCUUAAUAUUGUUUAGUGUUUUGUGAUCUUUUUAAGGCAGUGUCUCAAGCCUCUCCUUUUACCAAACUUCAUUGUAAUCAACCAGUUACCCCGUAAAAUGACUUUGUCAAGGAAGCGGCCAAUAUUCUGUAGAUAUCACCCGUGCCUGCGACGAUAAGCACAACAUUUUACAUUCUUUUUAUUUAGGCACGGUAGCCCCGUCAGUCCAUGAGAACUGCUUUUCAGGGGGCCGUGGCGAAGGUCUCCAUUACUGCUCACAGUAUAUAUAUGAAUCAAGGUAGAAUAAUUCAGUUGUAAAGUUCAAAAUUGGAAAUUUGAAUAUUAAAAUGAUUAUUUUUUC